Caenorhabditis briggsae is the source of this 891-nucleotide messenger RNA. The transcript has 4 exons. Gene Ontology annotation, biological process: nucleotide transport; folate import into mitochondrion. Gene Ontology annotation, cellular component: mitochondrion. Bases 1 to 891 code for a protein of 296 amino acids. The record is from RefSeq and is a predicted model, not a curated record. NCBI's taxonomy places the organism in Eukaryota, Metazoa, Nematoda, Chromadorea, Rhabditida, Rhabditidae. Gene Ontology annotation, molecular function: FAD transmembrane transporter activity; folic acid transmembrane transporter activity.
AUGAAAAUUCCGGAUUUAACCAAUUAUGAGCAUUUAAUCGGUGGAUUUUGUGGUGGUGUCACCAGCACAGUUGUCUGCCACCCGUUUGACUUGCUGAAAGUUCGCUUUUCAGCCAACGAAGGAAAUCCACUGCGACCUCAAUACUCCAGCUAUGCAGAUGCAGUCCGAAAAAUCAUACGAGUCGAAGGAGUGCGUGGGCUGUAUCAAGGAAUCACUCCGAGCGUCAUUGGCGCCGCCGUCUCGUGGGGUCUCUAUUUUCAGUGGUACAACACUUUGAGAGCAAAAAUCAAUGAGGAAUUCUCGACGGGCAGUGAAAUGGUGAACAAUUUUAUCAGUGGAUCAGUAGUGGGCUCGGCGAUCAUGUGCAUUACCAACCCGAUUUGGCUCACGAAGACAAGGUUAUGCCUUCAAUAUGAAAAUCAUCAAACCAAAAAGUAUUCUGGAAUGAUCGACUGCAUGCGACAAACUGUUCAACAAGAAGGCUUCUUUGGGUUGUACCGUGGAUUUGUUACCGGAGUGAUUGGCACCUCCCACGGCGCUGUUCAAAUCGCCUCGUAUAGUUGGAUGCUGGACAAAAGACGAGAGGCACUGGGUCUUCCUAAAGAUUCGUUCAUUAGCCAAACCGACUACACUGUGGCAUCUGCAAUUUCUAAAACUCUCGCCACUACAGUAACCUUCCCAUACCAAGUGCUCCGUACCCGAAUGCAAGACCAUAAUACUGACUCGCGAGGAGUUUGGAGAACAACACUGCGAACGAUCCAUAACGAAGGCUUUAGCGGUCUUUGGAAAGGAUGUGUCAUCGCGAACGUCAGACAGCUUCCAGCAGCGAUUGUCGUGUUUUUGACAUAUGAGAAUGUAAAGCGGCUGGUUAGAAUGACUGAGAAGCAGUAG